This is a messenger RNA of Oryza brachyantha (malo sina), 1751 nucleotides long. Its product is annotated as protein trichome birefringence-like 10. NCBI's taxonomy places the organism in Eukaryota, Viridiplantae, Streptophyta, Magnoliopsida, Poales, Poaceae. The record is from RefSeq and is a predicted model, not a curated record. Gene Ontology annotation, molecular function: O-acetyltransferase activity. The coding region runs from base 170 to 1477 and encodes 435 amino acids. The transcript is spliced from 4 exons. Gene Ontology annotation, cellular component: Golgi apparatus.
CCAAAACUCAAAGAACGGCAGCACCAAGAACAAGAACGAGUUUAUAGUAAGAAAUCAUCAGGACGCCGAUCACAAUCACAGCAAGUGAGCGAUCGCUCGAUCGAUCUCCUACCCGCUCUUUCUCUGUACUGCGUUAGUUGCGCGUGAUUCGAUUUGCGCUGCUCGAGCAAUGGAGAUGGCGAGCGCGAGGAGGACGGCGGCGACGAGGGCGAGGCAGAGCGACGACCAGAUCGUGGUGUGGGGCGCCUGCGUCCUCCUCUCCGCCCUCUCGCUGCUCCUCCUCGUCGCCGUCUCCUCCUCCGGCUUCGGGGCCGCGAGGCUGACCUUCGCUGCCGGGGAGAUCAGCGUGCUCGUGCGGACGAGCAGCAGCGGCGGCAGCGCCGUGGACAACGUCGAGCUCUGCGGCGCCGACGGCGACGAGUACGACCGCAUGCUCGUCGACGGCGAGUGGGUGCGCGACGACGCGCGGCGCCCGCUGUACGAGCCGUGGCAGUGUCCGUUCGUCGACGAGGGAUUCCGGUGCCGGGAGAACGGCCGGCCGGACGACGCGUUCGCCAAGUGGCGGUGGCAGCCUCGCCAUUGCUCGCUCCCGAGAUUUGACGCGAAGCAUCUGCUCGAGACUCUCCGCAACCGGCGGCUGGUGUUCGUCGGCGACUCGAUCGGCCGGAACCAGUGGGAGUCGAUGCUGUGCAUGCUCGCCACGGCCGUCGCCGGCGACGACGAGGCGUCGAUCUACGAGGAGAGCGGGAGCCCCAUCACCAAGCACAAGGGCGCCCUCUCCUUCCGGUUCCGCGACUACAACUGCACCGUCGAGCACCACCGCUCGCCGUACCUUCUCCGGCGCGGCCGUCCGCCGCGCCGCGCGCCCAGGCACGUGGCCUCGACGCUGCAGCUCGACGCCAUCGACUCCAGGGCUCGCCGCUGGAAGGACGCCGACGUCCUCGUCUUCAACACCGGCCACUGGUGGAGCCAUGAGAGGCUUCAGCAACUACACUGCUACUUCCAGGAAGGCAAGAAGUUGAGACUGGAUAUGAGCAUCGAGGCAGCCUACGAGAGAGCAAUGGGCACACUGACCGACUGGGUUCACCGGGAAGUAAGCUCAUAUAAGACCCUGGUCAUUUUCAGAACAUACUCACCGGCACACACAAGGGCUAGCAACAGCGGAGGCUGUGCCUCGGAGACACUGCCGGAGCUGAACUCGUCAAGGAUCUCACUCCAUCGAUGGCCAGGAAUGGUGACCCCGGCGUUCGAGAAAUCCGGCACGGCGGCGGCGGCGACGGCGGGGAGGCUGCAUGUGCUGAACAUCACCCUGAUGGCGGCGCAGAGGAGAGACGGCCACCCAUCGGUGUACAACGUGGCGGCGGCGGCGAGGACGCCGGCGGCGCAGAGGGCGGACUGCAGCCACUGGUGCCUCCCCGGCGUGCCGGACGCCUGGAACGAGCUCCUGUACGCUCUGAUUCUCAGGAGGUUUUCUUGACGCCCCAGUGGAUGAUGCCAUGACACAAACAAUUUGGCUCUAGUUCUUCUGCUCAGCAAUUUGGCAACACAGAGAUCAUGGGAAAAUCGAACUGUGACAAUAGUCAAUCACUCGUUAUGCCAUAUUUUCUUCUUUUUAUGUAAUUAUUAUCGUUAUUCGAUGCAAUUUCAUAUAUACGUUAAUGCUGUGUAAUAUUACUAUGAGAAUGUAUGUUCUUAGCUGGUUGACCACUUAUUUGUGAGAUGUCAAUACACCAAUAUUACUCGGUAUAGCG